Akanthomyces muscarius is the source of this 690-nucleotide messenger RNA. RefSeq lists its product as uncharacterized. Bases 1 to 690 code for a protein of 229 amino acids. Gene Ontology annotation, molecular function: hydrolase activity. The transcript has 5 exons. Lineage: Eukaryota; Fungi; Ascomycota; Sordariomycetes; Hypocreales; Cordycipitaceae. The record is from RefSeq and is a predicted model, not a curated record.
AUGCUUGCUUCUCUCGCCGCUGCGCUUGCCCUGGCCUCGACUGCUUCGGCAGCCGCAAUUGAUGCGUGUGGCGCACCCCCAGCCACGAGCUCGCCAUGUUCUUCUUACACUAUAAUCAACGCACGCGGCACCACUGAGCCUCAGGGCGAAUCGGUCGGCUUCCUGACUAUGAACAAGAACGUCAUGUCUGAGCGUAGUGGCGGAAAGAUUUAUAAUGUCGUUUAUGAGGCGGCUUGGGAUCAAAACAGCAAACCGGGAACCAAGGAUUUGAUCAACCAGGUCGGCAAAAUCCUCGGUCAGGACGCAUCCGAAUGCAUCAUUCUCGAGGGAUACUCCCAAGGAGCGACCGUCGUCGUCGAUGCUCUGCGCCAGCUCACGGGCGCCAGCUUUGAUGCUGUCAAGGGCGUUUUCCUUAUUGGCGACACAAGGCACGAGCCGGGUCUUGCUUGCAACGUGGACAUGCAAGGCGGCGACAAGACAAAAGAUACAGCAGGUCUCCUAUACGAAGAUGGCAACGGUAUUCCGCAAAACUGGGUUUCUAAGACGCUGGAUGUCUGCAACGUUGGCGACUCCGUAUGCGACCGCGAUUCUGGAAACGGCACUACCAUUACGGAGGAACAUCUGGCCUAUCCUGGAGAUGCUGGCGUGCAAAACAUGGGAACUAAAUUUGUGCUGAAGCAGCUCAGUUAA